Messenger RNA from Pogoniulus pusillus (Red-fronted tinkerbird), 1215 nucleotides. Its product is annotated as olfactory receptor 4E2-like. The record is from RefSeq and is a predicted model, not a curated record. Gene Ontology annotation, molecular function: olfactory receptor activity; G protein-coupled receptor activity. Gene Ontology annotation, biological process: G protein-coupled receptor signaling pathway. Lineage: Eukaryota; Metazoa; Chordata; Aves; Piciformes; Lybiidae. Gene Ontology annotation, cellular component: plasma membrane. Bases 1 to 1215 code for a protein of 404 amino acids. The transcript has 4 exons.
AUGGCACUGGGAAACUUCUCCCAGGUGGCUGAGUUCAUCCUCCUGGGGCUUUCUGAUAGAAGGGAGCUGCAAGUCCUCUUCUUCAUCCUCUUCCUACUGGCCUAUGUCAUGGUUCUGCUGGGUAACAUCCUCAUCAUCGUGACAGUCGGGACUGACCCCAAGCUCUCCUCACCCAUGUACUUUCUCUUUUGCAAUCUGUCCUUCUUAGAUAUCUGCUGCACCUCUGUUGUCUCUCCCAGGAUGCUGGUGGACCUGCUGACCCAGAGGAAGAGCAUUUUGUUUGCAGACUGCAUAGCCCAGAUGUUUUUCCUGCAUUUCAUUAGAGCAUCAGAGAUGUUCCUGCUGACUGUGAUGGCCUACGACCGCUACGCUGCCCUCUGCAAGCCCCUGCACUACACAACCAUCAUGAGCAGGAAGGUGUGUUGGGCCCUGGUGUCUACUUGCUGGGCAGGAGGCUUCCUCCACUCCCUUGUCCAUAUGUUGCUCACAGUCCAGCUCCCCUUCUGUGGCCCUAACACAAUAGACAGCUACUUCUGUGACGUGCCUCUCGUCGUUCAGCUUGCCUGCACAGACCUCUCUGUCACCGAGUGGCUCAUGGCUGCCAACAGCGGCUUCAUAAACCUGCUUUGCUCCCUGGUGCUGCUCACAUCCUACAUCUUCAUCCUGCUUGCAGUCAGGGCUCACUUUGCUGAGGGGUGCUGGAAGGUGCUCUCUACCUGUGGCUCACACAUGGUGGCAGUCAGCCUCUUCUUCGUGCCCUGCAUCCUCAUCUACCUCCAACCCUUUUCUGCCUUGCCCUCCAACAGGCACAUCUGUAUGACCUACACUGUCUUCUCCCCGUUGAUAAACCCCCUCGUCUAUACCUUGAGGAAUAAGGAGGUGAAGGCAUCCAUGUGGAAAACGAGGCAGCAGCUGGGACAGGACAGGAGGCUGCUGGCAGAAAGGGGAAAUGGGAAAUGCCAGCUGACUACGAGCCAGAAGUGUGCUCAAGUGGCCAAGAAGGCCACCAGGAUCCUGCCCUGGAUCAGCAAGAGUGUGACAAGCAGAACCAGGGAAGCCAUCUACUGUGCACUGGUGAGGCCAUACCUUGAGUACAAUGUUCAGUUCUGGGACUCUCACUACAGAAAUGCCAUUGAGGAGCUGGAGCAGGUCCAGAGAAGGGCAAUGAAGCUGGUGAAGGCUCUGGAGAACAGGAAUGAUCACUUCAUGCAUUGA